Messenger RNA from Aspergillus glaucus CBS 516.65, 774 nucleotides. RefSeq names its product SDR family NAD(P)-dependent oxidoreductase. The transcript has 2 exons. Gene Ontology annotation, molecular function: oxidoreductase activity. NCBI's taxonomy places the organism in Eukaryota, Fungi, Ascomycota, Eurotiomycetes, Eurotiales, Aspergillaceae. The coding region runs from base 1 to 774 and encodes 257 amino acids. The record is from RefSeq and is a predicted model, not a curated record.
AUGUCCCUCCUAGGAAAAGUCGCCAUCGUCACUGGAGGCGCCCGUGGCAUCGGCGCUGGCAUCGUUCGCAGCCUAAGCCAAGAAGGUGCAAAGGUCGCAUUCAACUACGUCUCUCCAUCCUCCCGCACCGCCGCAGACGCACUCGUAUCCUCCCUCCGCAAUGACAACAAAGAAGCCAUCUCCAUCCAAGCCGACAUGGCCGACACAAACGCUCCCGCCACUAUCAUUAAAGCCACAUUAGACUCCUUCCAAACUGAUACAAUUGAUAUCCUCGUCAACAAUGCGGGUGUAGGCGACAACAGACCCCUUGGCGAUGUCACGCUAGACGCAUACAUGCGCAUGAUGGAUAUCAACGUGCGCGCUGUGAUCUUCAUGACACAAGCCGUCCUGCCUCACCUCCCCCAGCCUCGUGGCGGCCGCAUCGUCAAUCUCUCCUCCAUCUCCGCGCGCGGCGGAUAUCCCACGCAGUCUGUGUACGCGGCCAGUAAAGCUGCCGUCGAGGGUCUCACUCGGGUCUGGGCCACGGAGCUGGGCCAUAGCUACGGCGUGACUGUGAAUGCCGUGAAUCCGGGUCCUGUUGAUACGGAUAUGUACCAGGCAGCUGGGCCGGUGCAUUUGGCACGAAUGGAGGAGCAGAACAAGAAGGUUCCGGCAGAACAGAGGUGCGGGACUGUGGAUGAUAUUGGGGAUAUUGUGCUUUUCUUGUCGCAGGAGAGGUCGAGGUGGGUUACAGGGGAUGUUAUUUGUGCUAAUGGGGGGAUGUUGUAUACUUGA